AUGAUUGGCUGGCAAGCCCCGACCCAGGGGUGGGCUUGUUUAAACAUGGAUGGAUCAGUGAUGCUCAGUCAAGGAAGUGCAGCAGCGAGUGGAGUGCUCCGGAGUGAUGAAGGCCGCUUUGUGAGAUGUUUUAUGGUGAACCUUGGUGGUGGCUCAAUAACUCAUGCGGAAUUAGCUGGCAUCGACUAUGGCUUAAGACUGGCGUGUUCAGAUAGACUCGGCUGCAACCAUACGCUGGUAAACUCGAUCAAGCGGCAGCUGAAGCAGCAAUGGGAGGUUCAUAUCAUGCAUGUGUUCAGGGAAGGCAACUAUGUUGCUGAUUAA
Messenger RNA from Linum trigynum, 324 nucleotides. Lineage: Eukaryota; Viridiplantae; Streptophyta; Magnoliopsida; Malpighiales; Linaceae. The record is from the annotation of a GenBank genome assembly.